This is a messenger RNA of Dufourea novaeangliae, 6331 nucleotides long. RefSeq lists its product as uncharacterized. Gene Ontology annotation, cellular component: cytoplasm; actin cytoskeleton; postsynaptic density. Gene Ontology annotation, molecular function: actin filament binding. The record is from RefSeq and is a predicted model, not a curated record. The transcript is spliced from 17 exons. Bases 8 to 6172 code for a protein of 2054 amino acids. Gene Ontology annotation, biological process: calcium-mediated signaling; neuron projection development; actin filament organization. NCBI's taxonomy places the organism in Eukaryota, Metazoa, Arthropoda, Insecta, Hymenoptera, Halictidae.
AAAAGUCAUGGCAACAGUUGAAGAAAAGAAACGAGUUGGUGGCUCAAAAGUAUCAGCCAUUGCAAACAUCUUCCAAUCAAAACCACAACUGGACAAUUUAAGUCAUAGAUCCAAUAGUAUUCUGUCAGAUGGUUUCAAAGAACCAGCUGUACCUUUGAAAGAAUCUCCUACACAAGUCACAGUUGUUAGGACUGAAAGUCAUGUGGCACGUUUCAACAAUGCAAGGGCACUUUUUGAGAAACUUGGCGAAGAAAAUAAACCAAAUAAACCGGUCGACAGAAUUGCAAAACCCAGCAAUUUACAUGGUUUAAGGUCACGUUCUAGUUCAGCAAAUUCUGGAUCAGGAUGUACAUCUCCAGCCAGGUCACCUCGUCCACGAUCUCCAUCACCACCAGGAACUAGAGAUCAUUUGAGUAAUUGGAGUGCUAGUGUGCCAGCCUUGAAUGCGGAAAGACAUUUCGAAAAUGGACAUAAUCAUGGUUUCGAUAAUGUGCCAGAUAAACAUAAAUCACGAUCAGGGUUUGGGAAAUUCGACAAAAAUUACGGCAAAGAAAAUCGACUAGAUGACCGUCCAGAGAAACCAGAAAAACCUGAAAGGAGACUCAACUCAAAAGAAUUAAUUGAAAAGCAAAAGAAUUGGACUAGUCAUUUCUCGAAAACUAGGCCAAGCAGAUACAAUUCAGAUCCAAAUAGAUCCCUGGUUCAAAGUUCUUUGAAUCAGAGUGCAAAUAAAGUGAACGUUGAAACUACUUCCGCGGGGCACGCACAAAAUGCAACAAAUACCGAUAAUGAAGCGAAAAGGCCCAUAGAUAUCGCAGCUAAUCCAGCUACAAGAUCUGCAAGCUUUUGCUCCAUUAGAUCUUCAGCCAUAUCACCCCCUCCGCCACCACCGCCAACAAGGAACUCUUCAGUUUCCAAUGCAAAGAAAGAAAGACCGGCUAGUAUCGCGGCUGUGUCUCCUUCGGAUCUUCCAAGUAGUCCAGAGUAUGCUACUAUAAAUAAAUAUUUUGAUACUUCACCAACUAUUCCAGAAUAUGCGAUCGUACAAAAGAAUACAAAUGUACAAAAUAAACAUUUCCAAAGAAACCAAGAACAACGGGACGUUUCGAAGAAUGUUGUUACAUCUGCGUCCGAAAGGACGCAAGAUGUGUUUAUACCGGAGUAUGCGGUUGUACAGAAGAACACUGCGGCCAAAGCACAUUCACGAAGCGCAGACAUAUCAAAAAAUACUUCUGCUCAACACUCAAAAGGAUUCAGUAAUUCAGAAAGUAAUCUGAGUUCCAAAAGCGCUUUUGCAAGCUCAAGUAUUGAUAUUUAUUCACAAUCGAAAUCGCAUGUUUCCUCUUACGAAAGAAACUCUGAUAUAUCUAGUCCGACGCGGAGUAUGUCGAUAGAGAAUAUUACUAGUAUUGCCUAUGAAAGUAAGGGAAAAAAAGAUAGUGACCUGCUUGACACACCUGAAUAUUUAAAUUAUCCUUCGAAUUCAAUACGUUCACCGCCAAAAACUUCUGAAUGGAGGAACGAAUGGUUAGCUAAAAACGAUGAAAUUUUGAAAAAAGCGGCGGACCUGAAAAACUCUAGAGAGAUGUUAGAUGUAGAGGCUAAGAAUGAAAUCGUAAGACCUGAUCCAAGACCGGACUGGGCCAGAUCUUGUAUAAAUACCGUGAAGAAAAAGGAUAGUCUGAUGGAUGAAAGGAAAACAGAACCUUCGAAAUCUCCGGAUCCGGAAUUAAGACCACCUUCUGGAGGUACGGAUAGUGCUUCUUCUAGUAUGAGCUCCCCUAGCUCCCCUUCCAAGGAUAGUAAAGAAGAGAAGGCAGAGAAGGAAAUGUCUGAAAAAAUUCAAGCGGGUCGAAACAGUUAUGAUUUGGAACCUGAAGAGCAAGAAAAGCCUGCAACGUAUACAGAAACUAUUCCUGAGAAGGAUAAUUCAGAUAAAAAUUCAAGAUUUAGUGAAACAGAUACAACCACAGUUAUUCGACGUUCUCAUGUACGUGUUGAUUUUCAAGCAGCUGGUCUGGGACAGCGGCCACCGUCCGUUGUUAGUUCAGAUCAAGAAUAUCCACCAUUAGAACAUAAAGAUAUACCAAUACCUUCGCCAUAUGCAAAGAAAAUGCAACAGAAUCAAGAAUUGUCUACACAAAACAAUGAGGUUAAACCUCAAACAAAAGUAAACAUAGAAGAAAAUGCAGUAACAAAAACUGAUUCAACAAAAAUUUGCCAUAAUAAGAUAUCUCAAGAUAGUAAUCAUGAUCAUGCACGAGCUAAUUCAGUGAUCACAGAAGUAAAUCAAAAUACAGUCUUAGAUAAUAAGUCGAAAUCAAAUAUUACUAAUGAAAGGUAUACGUUUUCCGAGAGUGUUUGCCAGAAGACAGUGUCCAAUGCCAAAAACGAUCAGAUAAAGAUUUCUAUGCGGGAAAAGAUAGCGAAAAAUAAGGAAGAAGUAUCUGGGAAACGUUCAAGUUUUGCUGAAGUUGAUAAUAAAGAUCAAACAGAUAAAGCCAUUUUAAAUACAAGUCUAAGUUCAACAAUCUCGAAUGUCCAUAGUAAUGAAAACUUGUUAGAGAAACCUGUUAGUAAAGAAACAGAAUCAGAUGAACCUACACAUCACACAAACGCAUCUAACUUUCUUUCAAAACUUGGUAGCCAAAAGGAAUAUGUAACACUAGCAGGAAGUACAGUAGCAUCGCCCAAACCAAGUUCCCAAACAAUAAACAAUAUUUUAAAUAGGAGCAUAGAAGAGUCAGAUCAACCUCAGACAACUUGGGAACAGGAAAAACACAAAGCUGAUCAGUUAGCUAAAUUACGAUUACAAGAAAGUAGUUCUACAAAUUCAGUCCAACAAACGAAUAUACCUCAAAGUGUGUCACCGGUUCUUGUAUCUCAACAUGCAGAUAAACAGCAAAUCAACGAACAUGUUGUAUCUGAAAGCAGUCUACAUGAAGAUAGUGAUUCUAGUGACACUAAAACAAUAACAAAUUUGGAAUAUGCUCCAGUGGACAUGCAACAUGUUACUGAUCACAAUGAUGCUAAGACUACAGUGGAAACUCCUUCUAAAAGUAAUCUUAUUCAAACAGUUCCUGUAACACCAGAUACUAUGACUGCUGAUGAAGCAGAAAAUCUACUGAGUUCUCGCAUCCUAGAGAAAAAGAUAAGACAAGGAUCAGCUUUAUUGUCGGAUGAGGAGGCGCAAGAAAUAGCAAGGUUAUUGUCUCCUACUGUGAAUGCUGAGGCUGUAAGUGAUGGAAAUUCUAUUGAUAAGAAUAAAGAAAUGGACAAAGAGAGGGAAAGGGAGGAUCAAGAUAAUACACCAGAUUGGCUAUCCGAUGUUCUGUCCGCUCCUGAUACCAGUCUUAUUAAUAGCACCACAAAUGAUUAUAGUUUAUCCCAUAGAUCACGUAGCGAUUUAACGAUAGAUUCGUUAACGGAGAGUCAAGUGGGUUCUGUAACCGGAAGUGAAAGUGGUCUUCUUGGGUCAGUUAGUAGUUUGAACGAUACUCAUGAAACUAAUGAUGAUACAGAGACUGAGCAUCAAGAUGAAUACAUUCCUCCCACACCAGGAACAGUAGUACUGGUAGAAAAUGGGGUGCAUUAUUUUGAAGAUGGACACUUUUGGAUGGAAGUUGCUGGAAUACCGGAAUCGGACGACGAGAAGGAAGACUACCCAGUAAAUAUACCCGUUAAAAAAAUGACUAAAGUUACAUUUGACACAGGACCAAUGAGAGUUUAUUCCACGCACUCGGUAAACGAGUAUGAUCGUCGCAACGAGGACGUGGAUCCCGUUGCUGCAAGCGCAGAAUAUGAACUAGAAAAGCGGGUGGAAAAGAUGGAGGUAUUCCCGGUAGAGCUGAUGAAAGGACCAGAGGGUCUGGGUUUAAGUAUUAUUGGAAUGGGAGUCGGCGCCGAUGCGGGACUUGAGAAGUUGGGUAUAUUCGUAAAAACCAUCACAGAGAAGGGGGCAGCCGCGCGAGAAGGCAGAAUACAAGUAAACGAUCAAAUCGUUGAAGUGGAUGGAAAAUCUUUAGUUGGGGUUACGCAAGCUUACGCAGCCAGUGUUCUUCGUAAUACUUCAGGUCUUGUACGUUUUGUGAUCGGCAGGGAACGUGAUCCAAACUCGGAAGUAGCUAUGUUAAUUCGACAAAGUCUUCAGGCGGAUAAGGAAAGAGAACAGCAACAGCAACAAGCUAAUUCUGCUAGGAAACUUAAUUUUUCGGAUGCUUCGCCCGACGGUCAACGGUCUGGUGAAGACAUUUCUGUUGGAGGCAUGGGUGCAAUACCAGGUUCUCCAGCUAUGUCCUCGUGUUCGGAAGGGGAACCGCCGCAUAGUCCUAUUGAAAAUUAUUUUUCUGCUUCCGGUCGAAGUAGAUCUCCUAUUAUCAGUUCGUCGAUGCCACCGCAUACCCCUACUACACAAAGUGACGUUGACAGCUUGAGACUGCUUUUGGAAGAGAGUCAGUAUAAACUAGCAUUAGCAGAUGGAGAGGUGGAAAAGCUCAAAGCUAAGCUUGUAGACUUGGAAAACAGUGGAGCAGGAAGCGAGGAAUACGCAAAAAAAUUGCGUGAAUCUGGCUUACGACUUCAUGAAUCUGAAAGAGCGUUAGGCGCUGCCAGACAGGACUUAGGAACGGUACGGGAAAUGCUUUCUCAGGCGACAGCACAGAAUGCUGCUUUACAACAAAAGUAUGCACGAGCAAGAAGAGCAGCACGUGAACUACGCGCGGAUAUUGCUGCCCGAGACGAAUUCUAUGAACAGUUGUUACAAGAAAAAGAUACAGAAUACAAUGCUCUUGUGAAAAGUUUAAAGGAUCGGGUAAUCACGUUAGAAGUGGAAUUAACAGAGACACAAAGAAGGUUUGGAUUGCCAGUGAGAUUGCCAUAUGAUGGUACAACAGCUAGGAUAGUUACUCCCCAAUUAUCGCGCCGACAGUUACCGCCUCCUCCUUCGUCAAGUAGUUGCCAGCUUUCAGACACAGAGACAUCAGAUCUUAGUAGCCCUGACGACGGAGACAAAACUGCAACGGUAGAGAGAAAACUGCCGCUACCAAUACCAGUCAAAGAGGAAUUAGAUAGAGCCGUACCUGCCCACCGACUUCUCGAUAACUCUGCGGGGAAAAGUAAGGCUGAACUUGCUAGCAGAGGAGGUCUGGCAAACCGACAACUUCCUAAACGAUCGGGAGGCCUUAGUAAUAGCAGUUCCGAUUACGGUUUAGACGAAUCAGGUGAUAAUACUGACGAGGAUUCUUCUUCAAAGCUUCUUUCUCAAGAUGCUAGUAGUAGAUCGCCAAACGAUUUGACGUCGAAACAAUCAAAUUUGAGUUCCUAUUCCAGUAGUUCUUCGAUUAGUUCAUUGAAGAGUAAGCACAUGGAAUCGACGCAUCCAACAGCAAUUCGGCAACACAGUACUAUUAGUUCGCAAGUCCGAGCUUUGACGGAACAGAGCUGGCCACAGUCUCAGAAAAAUUUGACUGGACCACCAGCAUCAUUAGCAGAACAGUUAAAGCAGGUUCUAGCAGAAAGAGAAAGACGACUUGGUGGCAAUGACAUGUCUUCUUCAAGAGAGAGUUCUGGAGACUUUAGUGAUUUAAACAAUCCGCACAAUAAUGAUCCAACUUUGGUUACUCAUCAUUUAGUGGAAGAAAUAAGACAGGCUGUGAACGAGGCCAAUCAAAGAGCAAAAAAAGUCGCCGUUCCUUCAUCGAAUUUAAUUGGAAGCAGUGCUACACCUUGGCAUCAUCCAGGUAGUUCACCCUCCAGUUUAUCUUCUGGUGGGUCAGUAAGCCCACCUGCUGUUGAUCCUAGUCCAUCUAAAGCAGAUACGACUGAAGUUUGGUUGCCUCCUCAUCCAAGCGACUUUGGUUUAGGUGACAAGAAGUCUCACUUUUGGCAAAAUGCUCCAGUUACGGAUUGGUCCAAGGAACAAGUUUGUCAAUGGUUAACCGGGAUCGGCUUGGAGCGUUACGCACCACGUUUUCUCGAAACUGGUAUCAACGGUGGGAAUCUUUUACGACUAGAGUCUCGCGACCUCAAAGCUUUUGGCAUUUAUGCAGAAGAGAAGUCUCAUUUGAAGCGGAAAUUGAAAGAACUAAGAGCACAGGCAGAUCGUGAACGCAAAGAAAGGAAAGAAAUUGAACGGAUUCGACGAAAAGCAGAAAAGGCUGCAAGAAAGAAAUAGUUUGUGCGUACAUUUAUGUACCUAUGCCCUUUAUAAAAUGCAAUAAUAUUGCACAAAGAGUCGGUGACAUAUGGAAAUCUUGUGUAUGAUAUUCCAGUGAUGUUCGUAAUGUAUGUAUUUUUCAACUCUUCCGUCUUGUAUUUAAUUCUUUAGCGCGUC